This is a messenger RNA of Saccharomycopsis crataegensis, 393 nucleotides long. RefSeq names its product Bol3p (gene BOL3). Lineage: Eukaryota; Fungi; Ascomycota; Saccharomycetes; Ascoideales; Saccharomycopsidaceae. Bases 1 to 393 code for a protein of 130 amino acids. The record is from RefSeq and is a predicted model, not a curated record. The transcript is spliced from 2 exons. Gene Ontology annotation, cellular component: mitochondrial matrix.
AUGUCCCUGAUUUUCAGAUCUUGUUUGUAUCUCACCCAGAGAUCAAUAAUAGCUAAACCUUCAACAACACUGCCGUUGAGAAUGGUUCCAGGCUCUACCUUGAGAUCAGCAGUCAGCCAUAGAUCAUAUAGCGUUAAUUCCCAGUCUGUGGCUCCAAUGGACGACUAUGAAUCUAAAAUUUUCCAACUCUUGAAUGAUAAAUUUGAUCCUGUGCAACUACAGGUUUCCGACGUGUCAGGUGGUUGUGGCUCAAUGUUUGCCAUCAGUAUUGUGAGUGAUUCAUUUAAGGGAAUUUCGAUGGUCAAACAACACAGAAUGGUCAACGAAACUUUAGCUGAAGAAAUCAAGAAAUGGCACGGUUUACAAUUGGUUACCAAGGCACCAAGAAAAUAG